UCUGGUCCAGGUAAAAUAACAUACACCCUAGAGCCUGUAGAUGGAGAUGAUGGUGUCUUAGACUUCUUCAUGGUUGGUCUAAAAACUGGGGAAGUCUUUGUUGCUAAGUCUUUGACCUCUGACCCCCAGAAGCGACCUAAAUAUGUGUUUGAUAUUGUUGCAACUGACAAUGGUCUACCCAAGAAACAAGACAGAUCUAGAAUCACAAUAACAGUUCUCCGCAACUCUAAUGCUCCCCAAUUUGUGAAUGCCACCUAUACAGCAUUAGUUGACGACAGGGAGAUUCCAGGUUUUGUUGUUGUUAGGGUUGAGGCAACAGAUGAUGAUGUAAAAUUGCAACCAAAUAGCCCUAACAGUCAAAUAGUCUAUUCCAUCGAUCCUAACAAUGCCGAUGCAAAUCAAUAUUUCGCUAUCCA
This is a messenger RNA of Owenia fusiformis, 416 nucleotides long. Lineage: Eukaryota; Metazoa; Annelida; Polychaeta; Sabellida; Oweniidae. The record is from the annotation of a GenBank genome assembly.